UUCACAGUUCUUAAAAGAAUGAGUCAUGCAGACUCAUGAAUAAAACACAUUUUUUAUACGGUUAAUGAUGUUGAAUUAACUGUCACUUUUCUUUACUCCCUCGAGAAAUCUAAGGACCUCAACCGAACUCUCUGCUUCCCUCCGCAGCUGCUGCCGUACCUGCAGGCAAACCUGACGGGCUUCAAGAAAUUGGAGAUUCUCAACUUCAGGAAGGGCAGCGUUGUUGUCAACAGCAAGAUGAAAUUCACCAAGUCUGUGCCGUACAACAUCACAGAGGCUGUCCACUGUGUGCUCCAGGAGUUCUGCUUGUCUGCUGCCGAGAAGCUGCACAUCCAGAUAGACACCCGGUCCUUGGACAUAGAACCAGCUGAUGAAGCCGAUCCCUGCAAGUUCCUGGCCUGUGACGAGUUCUCCCGCUGCUCAGUGAACCGGCGGACGAAGGAGGCAGAGUGUCACUGCCAGCCGGGGUUCCUGUCGGUGGACGGCCUUCCCUGCCAGAGCGUGUGCGUCCUCCAGCCGGACUACUGCAGAGACGGAGAGUGUCAAAUAGUGUCAGGACGAGGAGCCGUGUGCAGACUCUGAAGCAGAACAUGGAAGAAGAAACUUCUUCAAAGGCCUCGCUCACCAAAAAACAAAGAAGAAAUCUGGGAUCGGUGGUUCCAACGUGGAUUACGGAAAAAACAACAACAAAAAAGACAUUUUUGGACUUCAUACCAGAGGACGGUCUUUCCAUCUGGAGAAACCUCAAUGAAGCCGCUUCAAAAGACUGGGACGCAUCGAUCAGGUUUCUAUUGAUCCACUCCGGACCGUUUUGUACAGUUGUGUAGAUCAUAGGUUAUGUAUUCUAUCAGAAAAAGUUGAAUAGUCCUUUUAAAUGUGGAAGAGAAACAACUUUUUUUUUGUCAAUGGCCUCCGAAAAUAUAAGACAAUCUGUGAAGUUUACGUUUUGUUUUUGAAAAUAAUUUUAAACAAACUGGAAACACACGUUCCUCCAGUAAUGCUUUUGUUUAUGGGUAUUUUGAAAAUCAUAAAUUUCCCAUCGUCCUUUGGAAUUCAAACAUAGAACAUCUGUAAGUUUAGAAGGACACAAUCGUUCAAAAAAGAAAAAAGCUUUCUUGGAGUGACUGUUCAUCACCCCAUACCACUAUCCUACCUCCUACGUCUUUAGCUUCCCUGCAGUGAAGUUAAUCCAGCAUCUUUACAGACUGCACAUCACUGCCUCCUCCUCAUGGCGGUUGGACCAACGCCGUCCUCCUUCCACGUGCGACCGCUCUGACACUUUACAUUCUCACUCUGCUAUUCUAUACCUGCUUUCUUUUAAGGCUGACCAUGAACUGUUCCUCUCGUCCGACGUUUCUUCUUUUUACUCCCUCAUUCUCACUGUUUUGUGGGACGCUUUUUCAACAAACUGAUCCAAAUUUUUAACCACGUUUGCUCUAAAGGAAAUGUCCUAUGAUUUAUUUUUCAUGAAAAAGGUGACAUCAUAUCCAGCAUUUAGACAAACGAAAGAGCAUCGUGUCCGAAUUGCCUUUAAAAUCCAGGGUACUAUAUAGUCCUGCACUAUAUAGUUUUUAGUAGUUAGGGGUUAGGGAGGGAAUCCUGACAUAUAUUUAGUCCCCGAUUGAUCAAAGUUUGAUUAAAAGUUUGUCUAAAUGUGUGUAGCUACGUGUGAACGCAGAACCCUAAAACACAAGGCUCCCGGGAAGGAGUCAGAAGGGAAACACUUGUGAAGUCACAUCAUCAUCCAUGACUGUUGUUACGGUAGAUUGUUCAAAGUUGCGAUAAAAAUGUUAAGUUGCAGAGUGAGGAACAAAUCUUGGCUUUAAUUUUAGUGUUAAUAGUUGCGAUCGCAACAUCGCAUAAUCCUGGAGGGACUGACUUACGUGAAACUUUUAAAUCUGAAGGAGCUGCUGGAAUUUCCCAGGAAGGAAACGCAGCUGAAGAACACGCAGCCAGACCGCUGCACACACAGCAACCCUGCAUGAAGAAAUGUCAUCUGCUCUACAUUUUUCUAAAAACCUGUUUUUUAAUUCAGUGAACAUGUUGAGGAGUUUGAAUCGUUUUUCCAAAGGUAUUCUGAGAAUGUAUCGUGCACGAGGUGCAGAUGAUGAAAUUCACAUAAAUUAUUCUCAGUUCUCUGUAUUCAAGCAUAUUUGAUUGACUUGAGGCGUCAAAGUUCCGUCCGACACACCAGACUUUGGAGAGAAUCUCCGCUCCCUUUCAACACAAAGGCUAAAUCUUCAACCAAACUGUUGUAAUUUUUGCAUUUACAGAAUAAAACUUAACUAGAAGCACAUUUUUAGAUCCGCUUUCACUUUGCACUCCUGAACUUUUGCUCGGGUCAAGAGCCGUUUAGCAAAAUCAGCCACUUUGUAUGUUAAUAGAUUCUGUUGUUCACUUUAUGUAAAUAACAUGUCACCGUUCUCCUCUGUGUCAACUAAUGUACUCGUGUUUAUUACUGCUGCUCUGGGAGAACCAUGUUUUUCCUAAAGUGUUAAUGUGUUUCAUAAUUAUUAGUUGUACUGAAUAAUAAAAAACAAAAACCUACAGUUUCCUUUAGUGUUUAGAGAGCUAGAAGAAACGCAGAGAGGCGGCUGAAAC
Molecule: messenger RNA, 2601 nt
Organism: Oryzias melastigma (Indian medaka)
Lineage: Eukaryota; Metazoa; Chordata; Actinopteri; Beloniformes; Adrianichthyidae
Product: interphotoreceptor matrix proteoglycan 1
Exons: 3
Coding region: 238-582 (114 amino acids)
Biological process (GO): visual perception
Source: RefSeq, a predicted model, not a curated record